This is a messenger RNA of Notechis scutatus (mainland tiger snake), 3209 nucleotides long. RefSeq names its product centrosomal protein 112 (gene CEP112). NCBI's taxonomy places the organism in Eukaryota, Metazoa, Chordata, Lepidosauria, Squamata, Elapidae. The record is from RefSeq and is a predicted model, not a curated record.
UUUUGGAUGGGUUCCUGGCAGCGGUUGCGCCCGUCCUGAGUUUCUUCCGCAGGCCUGAAGCUCAGCCUUGGCUUUUCCCAGUCUCAUGUAUCCCCUUUGCAGUAGGAGGAGGAGGUGGAGGAGGCGUAGCCGCGUCGGUGGCGAGGGCUUGGGAGUCUCCGAGACAGUUCGGUUCCCUUCUUCCGUCCCACUCCAUUAGACCUCUUGCAUUCCUUUCCCACCCUUGGUGAAGGGGGUUGUGGUAAUAAUCCCUUCCCUCAGUGGGAAGCGGUGCCCAAAGCCUCCGGCGUCGUGGACUGCGUGAGUGAUCUUGAAGAACACUUCUGUACAUAGCUUAUUGACUGAGCACAAUGAGCAGUGAAGAAGAAGCGUGGGAGAAAUUGGAUUCAGAAUUUGACCAUUAUGUUGUGGAUAUGAAGUCUUAUGUUUUAAAACUACCUCAUAAAUCAGAACGUUACAGAUGUGCUGUUUGGAUUAAAAAACUUUGUGAGCCUUCAGGUGCUGGCACAGGAAUUGUUGGUAGGAAGAAUAGAAACUUAUAUGCAAAACUGCUUCUUCAUAUGCUAAAGAGAGGAGUGCUAGAGGGACCAUUUACACAAAAACCUGAAUCAGGCAUUUUGAAAACACUUCCAUCAUACAUGUCAAUAUAUUUUGAUGAACCAAGUUCAAAAAGAGCUUGGAGUAACAUCCCAGAAGAUUUACGUGACUGGGUCAUGGAAGAAUUGGGCCAGAGUGACCAUAAACCAGAUGAAUCCUGGAAACUUUCUUUUAAAGAAGAAUCUGCUUUGAUUAGUACACCAUUUAAACAGAGAGAACAAUAUACCUGUAAUGGAAAACUAGCCUUAAGGUCACAUUCUACGAGUCCUCCUCAUUUGUCAGAAGAUGAGACGUAUUCAUCAAAUACAAGGGGAGAUUGUUAUAGAAGAAAAACUUCUUUUGAUGACAGUGACUUUGAAGCUCGUCUCAACAGUUGGAAUCUUGGGCUCGAAAAUCCUAGAUAUUUACGUGAGAAACCUAUGCCCCUCUCAUUGAUGUCACCCAAGUUAGGUUUGGGGAAAAACAGCACUUCUCGAGAUGAACAAGCACUGUUCCGAAUGCAUGAAAAGGAGCUGGAGAUGAAAUCAAAAUUGAUGGAAGCUAGACUUCAUGAAGAAAAACUUAAAUUACAGCAGAAGCAUGAUGCGGAUGUUCAAAAGAUUUUGGAUAGAAAAAACAAUGAAAUUGAGGUACUGAAGAGCUUGUAUAGAACAAAACAGAAUGAAGCUGAAGAGACUAUUCAGAAGCUUGAAAAAAAAGUUCAGACACUUGUUCGUGAGUCACAAGUCAUUAGAGAAGCUCAAGAGAAACAAAUUCUGGAGUUAAGAAAGUUAUGUGAGCACAGUACAGAUUCCUUAAACAAUGAAUGGGAGAAAAAGCUUCAUAAUGCGGUAGCUGAGAUGGAAAAAGACAAGUUUAAUCUUCAGAAAAAACACACAGAAAAUAUCCAAGAAUUGCUGGAGGAUACAAAUGCACGUUUAAGUAAAAUGGAAUCAGAAUAUUUGGCAGAGACCAAAACAACUAACCAGAUGGUCAAAGAGCUGGAGGCCCGAGUUCAUCAGUUGACAGUGGAAGCUGAAACAAGUCAUUUGCAGCAUCAGAAAUUAUCUCAAGAGAAAAAUAAUCUGGAACAGUCUUACCAAUCUGCAUCUUUAGAACUUGAAGAAAUUAAGGCAAGGCAUAAUUCACUUCAGAAAGAAAGAGGGCGUAUGAUGGAAGAACAUAAACAGAACAUUAAACAGUUACAAAGCAAGUAUGCAGUGGAUCUAAAUUUGAUGAAGAAGGAACAUGCUCUUUCUGCAAUGAAGACAUCAGAUGUGACAGAGGACUUAAAGGAGUGUGUGUCUGAAUUAAAACAACAGUUACUAGAAUCGGACCAUCAAAGGCAGCAACAACUGCAGGAACAAGAGCAAAUGUUUCUACAAGAAAAAGCUGAUUUAGAGAGAAUUCAUGACAAAAAGAUUUAUGGAAUUCAGAGUGAUUUCGAUAAAGAGAGAAUAGACUCACAUAAGAAGAUACGGAAGCUGGAAGAACUCCUGAGGGAGAGGGAGGAGCAUCUGACUCAGGUGAUGGAGGCACAGAGACUACAAGCCCAGCAGGCUGAUGCUGCCUUGGAGGAGUUUAAGCGACAGGUGGAGCUGAACUCAGAAAAAGUGUAUGCAGAAAUGAAAGAGCAGAUGGAAAAGGUAGAAGCAGAUCUUAGCAAAUCAAAAUCUUUCCGUGAGAAGCAGUCAAAAGAGUUCUCCUGGCAGUUGGAGGAGCUGAAGCAAAAAUAUGAACAACAGAUAGUAGAGCUGAAGCUGGAGCAUGAACAGGAAAAGACGCACCUAUUCCAAGAACAUAACACAGAAAAGGAUUGCCUGGUCCGAGACCAUGAACGGAAAAUUGAGAAACUAGAAAAAGAGCUUCGGGCUGCCAUGACAGACUACGACAAUAAAACCCAGGAAUAUAGAAAACGAGAUGCUCAGAUCAUCUGUGACAUGGAAGCCCAGAUCCAUACCCUGAGGGAAGAACUGAUUCAGGUGAAUACUCAAAGAAAACAGCAAUUGGUAGAACUUAGUCUUCUUCGGGAAGAAGAAAAGCAAAGAGCGGCUCGAGAUCAUGAGACUGCCAUGAACAAAAAGAAAGCUGAGUCAGAAAAAAUAAUUCUAGACCUGAAAAAGACUAAUGCUGUAGAAAAGGAGAUGGCGCUGGAAAAGGCCAAUGGCAAGUUGAAGCAGAUUGAAAAGGAAUACAGUCAGAAGCUCGCCAAAUCUUCACAGAUCAUAGCUGAACUUAAGACAACCAUUUCCUCUCUGACAGAGGAAAGCAACCAGCGGCAACUUGCUGGAGAAAGGCGUCUGCAAGAUGUUUUACAAAAGUUUGAAGAUGAGAAGCAGCAGCUGAUUAGAGAUAAUGACACAGCAAUCAAGGGUUUACAAGAGGAGAUUGAAAGUUACCACAAUCAGAUGCACUCUGCAGAAGAAAAGCUGCAACAGAAAGAUCUGGAGGCACAGGAACAGGUGACUUCUAUACGGCAAGAAUAUGAAACCAAACUGAAAGGUCUAAUGCCAGCAUCUUUGCGACAAGAACUUGAAGACACAAUUCUCUCACUAAAAUCUCAGGUAAAUUUUUUACGAAAAAGAGCAUCGAUUCUACAAGAGGAACUGAGCACAUAUCAUACCAGAAGGUAA